This is a messenger RNA of Arvicanthis niloticus (Nile rat), 1404 nucleotides long. It is a transcript of the gene Enkd1, whose product is annotated as enkurin domain containing 1. The record is from RefSeq and is a predicted model, not a curated record. Lineage: Eukaryota; Metazoa; Chordata; Mammalia; Rodentia; Muridae. Gene Ontology annotation, cellular component: cytoplasmic microtubule.
UGUUGCCAAGCAACAGCAACUCCUACCGGCUUGCAACAGUUGGCGGUAAAACUGCUCCAUUGCAGGGCUGCGGUAGGAUCAUGUGCGAGGGCCCGUCCCGCAUCUCUGGACCCAUCCCCCCAGACCCUACUCUCUGCCCGGACUACUACCGGCGGCCGGCCUCGGCCCAAGGACGCCUGGAAGGAAACGCGUUGAAGUUGGACCUGCUGACUUCGGGUCGCGACCCGGACUCCAGUCCUCCUCGUGGCCCUCGCAUCAGGCCUGGAGCCCGAGAGAUCCUAGAGCGUGGCCAGCGAGGCAUAGGGGACGUGCUGCUGCAACUGGGGGGCAUCUCCCUUGGUUCAGGGGUCUCUCCUAAGAGAAAGGAUCCAAAAGACCAUGAGAAGGAAAACUUGAGGCGGAUCAAAGAGAUUCAGAGGCGAUUCCAAGACCAGGAACGCAGCCGGGAGCAGGGACAGCCUAAGCCUCUGAAGGCACUGUGGCGAUCACCCAAGUAUGACAAUGUGGAGUCCCGCGUCAAGGCCAGGAUGAAGGCAUCUGUCCCAGGGAGGCAGACAUCACCAUGUGACCUGGCUAAGGCAGUUAUAUCUGAUGUAAUUUACAGGGAGCUUGGCCCAGCCUCUGUGACAGAACCUGCCCACUUUCUGCGGGCACACUCCCGCUGUGGCCCUGGGCUCCCACCAUCCCGUGCCUCCAGUCCUCAGCUUACCCCGCCAGGUCCCAAAGCUAAGGGACCAGGCCUAGGUGUGGAUUUCAUUAGUCACAAUGCCCGAGCUGCCAAGAGAGCCCCCCGGCGCCAUUCCCGCUCCCUGCAGGUCCUCGCACAGGUUCUAGAACAGCAGCGGCAAGCCCAGGAGCACUACAACGCCACACAGAAAGGCCACGUGCCCCAUUACUUGUUGGAACGCAGGGACCUAUGGCGGAAGGAAGCUGAGGCUCGCCAGCGUAGCCAGCCGGACCCUUCCAUGCCCCCUGGCCAUACACUCAUGCCUGAGAGUCAGCGGCUAGAGACACUGAACAAUCUGCUUCAGAGCCAGAGCCAGCUGCUGCGUGAGCUAGUGCUGCUACCUGCUGGGGCAGACUCUCUGAGAGCCCAAGGUCACCGUGCUGAACUGGACCGGAAGUUGGUGCAAAUAGAAGAGGCUAUCAAGAUCUUUUCCCGACCCAAAGUCUUUGUGAAGAUGGAUUCCUAGCCCUAACCCCCUUUGUGGGUAGAUUAACAGGGAGGUCCAUGUUGCAGAUCAGCACGCAGUGGGGAAGGGCAGACUCGAGCCCUGUCAUAGCUCCACAGACAGGAGCAUUGGGGUGGGCAGAAUAUAAAGCACUUUCUAGUUAUCAGUGGCUGCGGAGGGGCCACCAGCCCCACAACUUUUUUUGUCAAAAUUAAACCUUUUGUAUACCAUG